AUGCGCGCGUCUUUGUUACUGGUUGCAGCGUGGGCCGCGCAUGCGACCAAUGACAAGCAGCUUCUGGCGCAACGAUCGCUUGAGCUACUGGCACAGUGGCAGGAGGAAUGGCGUUCGACAGCAGUGACCGAAGCUAGACAAGCUGUGGAAAGCGGCCAAGCAAAUUCUGCACAGGAGCAAGGUGCAGAUCCGGCUCGGGCAGGUGCCUUCCUGGAUUGCGCAGAUUCAGACGAUUUCUGGCCUAGAUUUCGGGAGGUCUUCAGAAGUUUUGGCCCCUUGAGUCCGGACACUGGCACGAUGGCUUACAUGAAAUGGAAGCAGUGGGAGCUGUUCAUCGACGGGCUUGACGUGGCCCAAGAUGCUGGUGCAUUGGAUGGUAUAGUCGUGCCGUUGGCAGGUGAAUGGCGUCCCGAUGGAUCAAGCUACUUCACACGCAUCCAAGAGAAGCGUGAUUGGGUUCUCGCUAUGCAGAAGAGCCAGUGGCAAGGGCUUUUCGGAUCACCCCCCAAGUGGUCUGCUGGAAACUUGGUGGGUUUUAUGCGAUGCCCUGCAGGUUUCGUCCUAGUUCAGUAUGUUGUUUUUCUGGUUCACAAAUUACGAUCCGAGCUGUCUGUGGAAGCAGCGCAGACGAAUCUAGAGAGCAUGCUCUACGCCUUCGUGAACAUCUUCGAUGCGCACUUCGAUCACCUGGAGUCUUCGAAUUGGAACUACUCUUCAUUUGACCUUGCUGUAAACCUGAACAUCGAAGACGAGCGUCAUUUUCCGCGUUAUGCUGAUUUCGUUGCUGCUCAAGAUAACCCGCCGGUGUACGAGCCACGCUGGCAAGACGAAUGGCCAGAGCAUGUUUCUUGGAUUCAGCGGGGCGCCCCCAAGGAAUUAGAAAAGCUUCGCAUUGCACUCGUCGGAGAGCAUGGGCCCAGUAACCUGGAGCAUCUGGAAGCCCUUUCCGCCGCCUUGGAAGAUUGGAGCCUUCCUGGGGUCGAAGCCGCCCAUUUCUUCACCUACUUGUGGCAGCUGGCGGAUCUCUCGGACGGCAGCUCUCUCCGCUCCUCCCUGCGAAUCACCUGGGAGGCUUUUUGGGGCGAGCCACUGACAGAGUCGGCGGGCAGGGACAAGAAGUCUCAGCCUCUGUGGACCAUCGAUCAAGCAGUUUGGGCCUUGACGGAAUACGCUCGCCGAGAGCCUUUCCUUCAAAGGUCGGAGGCCAUCGUGUGCAGUGAACCUCUUUGGCUUUGCGUUCUUCUUCACUUUGUCGGCGGCAAGAGGAUUCUUACUCGGGCCAGCGCUGCCGGUCGAGUCAUGUGCCUCCUUGUUGAUUUUGAGCAGGUCUUCGGCAUUGGCGAGGUGGACAACUUCUGGGAGAUUCUCCGGCAAGUCCGCCCCACUUUGCAUGGAUCCCACGUGGUCACGGCCACGUCGCGAAUCACAGCAGAGAUGCUCGACUGGCAAGCGGGCUUGAGAGUGCCAUAUGUUCCUUUUCUUUCCUUGCACGUGAAAGCACGAUAUGCCCCCGUGCGCGACGAGGUCCUCUUCUUUCGCUCCUUGCUCCCUGCAGGCGCGACCUUUCACCGCGUGCUUCGGCUGAUCGAGGCAGAGCGGCAAGCUGCUGGGCCAAGUGGGCCUUCGAUUGUCGCCAUGACCCGGGCCAUAAGCUACGAGGAAAUGGCCAGCUUCCAGGCGGUUGUGAUGCUGCCGCAUAUCCCAAAUGCCUUGCGACUCUCUGAUUGUUACGCGAUGGGGCUUCCACUCUUUAUCCCGGGCGAGCCGCUCAUCCACAAGUUUAUUUGGCCAGAUGAUCCUCUGCCUCUCCUGAGCAAAGCUCGCAUGCCAGAUGCCCCAAGCGAUGUGCGUUUCCCUCGCUCGCCACUGGAGUUUCAGUCCGAAGGUCGACGAUUCUACAAAUUCCGUGAGGAACGGCAUUACUGGCUGCAGUACACGGAGUGGUGGCUCCGUCCUCAUCUCCUGCACUUCAGCAGUGCACGUGAUUUGCUGGACAAGCUGGCGGAGUUUGCCCAAGGACGCACAGUCAGUGCCGCGAUGCUGAACCACCAGGCCAAGAUGAGAACUGAUGUCUUGGAUUAUUGGCGCUCUGGGCUGUCAGCUGCUUUGGCUGACUGGGCUGGGUAG
This is a messenger RNA of Symbiodinium sp. CCMP2592, 2127 nucleotides long. The record is from the annotation of a GenBank genome assembly. NCBI's taxonomy places the organism in Eukaryota, Dinophyceae, Suessiales, Symbiodiniaceae.